Penicillium daleae is the source of this 642-nucleotide messenger RNA. RefSeq lists its product as uncharacterized. The coding region runs from base 1 to 642 and encodes 213 amino acids. The transcript has 2 exons. The record is from RefSeq and is a predicted model, not a curated record. NCBI's taxonomy places the organism in Eukaryota, Fungi, Ascomycota, Eurotiomycetes, Eurotiales, Aspergillaceae.
AUGGACGAUCCCGAAUAUAUAUAUUCUGGCCAGCACGACGAGGGGUACGACAGCGAUCGCAGCACACGAGCACCAUCGAGUAGCCCAGCGUUUGGACCCACCCAUUGCCCGCCAGAGCCCAUGCAGUUCAGUCAGCAGCGGCGACAGAAAGCGCGGCCAUUUCGCGAAUGGUUACGAGUGUUGACAGAUACAUUCAUAGUGCGCGGGACGCAUACUCCCAUGCGGUGGAUGCUCGAUUUGCAUACGUACGGGCCACGGAUCCAUUACAGUAGUACUGCGACGGGCCACAUGAGCUGGCUCGGGCAGGACGAAUUGCUAUACAAGGAAGUCCAUUUCACCAUGGGCGACUUCCGUGGCUAUAUCCAUGGGUAUACAUUGAAUUUGCCCGCGUACCGGAAUAUCGCCAUUGGGAUCAGCCGGCGGUAUUUACGGGUAUCCAGCGUUUUCCCCCAGAAUCUCCAGGACGAUGGCAGUGCUCAGGCGCCAGCUGACGACGACCAUGAACCAGAAGACCAUAUUGCAGAUUUACAGGCUGCGCAUUCAUCCCACGUCGCCGGCAUGACUUAUGGGCGCGAGAUCACCGAACAGGCUGUGACGACGGCGCACCGACGGGAGAUGUUUCGAUUAUCCAGCACGGAUUGA